UGUGGAAGCAAUGUGAAGAUUAAGUGCUGUAAUUGUGGGGGAGAACACAGGGCAGCAGUUGGUGGAUGCCAGGCACAGAGAGAGGCUWGAGGCUCAGAGAUAUGGGAUCAGUAGAAGUUAGGGAUUCAGUUGGUUUUGAAUUUUAUUUUCAUGGUAGYACAGAAUUGGGCAGGUCAUGAUUUAUCGUACAUUGCAGCACAGUAGGUGGCGGCAUGCGCGAAAACGAUUGUUUGCGGACCGCUAUGAUAUCAUAGAAGCAGAAGAAGAAGAAGGCUAUGACUGCUUCUGUACUGCUCCCCUUUUGCGCUAUCUGAAAAACAUGAAUUUGUCGAGACGAAAUGGUCAAAUUGAAUAAGACGGAGAAAAGCAAGCAUAUUCUGUCUCUGGAGAUAUUUAAGGAACACAAACGUUGGUAGUAACAGAUCUACCUCCUCUGAAUCCAGGGAAAUGUUUUGCCUUGGGGGGAAAAAACGAUUGACUGAACAAAGGAAAGUCUCUGCCUCCCAUGUGGGGAAACUCAGCAAUAAGCUAAAAGCCAUCCUGAAGAAAAAGUACCAAAGUCCGCCAGGGGGGAAAACUGAGCAUCCAUUUUAUAUACAUUGUGAUCUCCACUAUCAAGCUGGUAAAAGUAGCAAGGAGAACCAACAUGAGUACAUUCUAUCUGAGCCAGGCUACAGGAGAAGACAUCAAGGAACAUGUUCAUUCCUAAACUCCGAARUCGAUGAGCCUAUCAGAACAGCUCUGACAAAGGGCGUCUCUGGUAUUGGCAAAACUAGCCAGGUGCGGAUGAUGAUUCUUAACUGGGCAGAGGGAAAAGGAAACCAGGAAGUCCAACUAAUAUUUCCCCUUCCUUUCCGAGAGCUGAAUUUGCUGAAGGAGAGACUGAGUCUGAUUGAACUUCUUUACGAGUUUUUCCCAGAAUUGAAAGAACCUGGAAUUUGCAACUUGGAGAACUGCAGAGUUGGGUUCUUCUUUGACGGGCUGGAUGAAUUCUGUCGUCCUCUCGACUUCAAGAACAGCCUGAUUGUGACCAAUGUCACAGAGGUUUCCUCYGUGCCGACACUGCUGACAAACCUCAUUAAUGGUAAUCUUCUUCCCUCUGCYGCUCACAUAUGGAUUACAUCCAGACCUGCAGCAGUCCAUCGCAUCCCUCUUCAGUACAUUGACAGAGUGUCAGAAAUCGAAGGCUUCACCGACUCCCAGAAAGAAGAGUUCUUCAGGAGAGCAAUCAAUGACAAGAACCAGGCCAAAGCAGUUAUCACCUACUUGAAGAACUCGAAGGGCCUCUACAACUUGUGCCAGAUACCUUGCAUGUGUUCAAUCUCAGCGUCAAUACUCGAGAAACAGACAUAUGUACCCGACAAAACAUGCGAACCUGUCGCACUAACUCCAUUAUUUAACGACCUACUUGUCCUGUUACAAAUGGGGAACCACAAUGUAAAGAUAGUUGAUGAAUUGGGGGAACUAGCCUUUAAGCAGUUGGUGAAAGGCAACACGGUUUUCUACGAGGAAGACCUAAGAGAGUGCAACAUUGAUGUCCAAGUGGCAGCUGUGUACGCAAAAGUGAUCAUACCCAUCUUCAGGGAGGAUAUUGGGCUGCAGSAAAAGAAGAUCUACUACUUUGGGCAUACCACCAUCCAGGAGUUCAUUGCCGCAUUGUGGUUUCUUCAAUCUGUUGGCGUCCAAGACAAAAACCAGGCUGUCAACCGGAAAACCCAGAUCGAGAGAACUCUCUGGUUUUUUAGAGAUGCCACCCAACUCAAGAGCGCGGUGGACAUGACUUUGCAGAGCAAGACUGGACAUAUGGACCUCUUCCUUCGCUUCCUCCUCGGCAUUGCUCAGAACUUUAACCAGAUGUUCUCAGAGGCUGGCUUCAUCUCGUCUACUGCCCUUCCGGAAAUGUUAGUGUACAUCAAGAAGAAGGUCUUGGAGAAUCCCGCUUCGCCGAGGACCCUCAACCUGMUGAACUGCCUGAGGGAACUGAAAGACUACUCUCUAGACAAUGAUAGUGUGCGCUUUCUCAAGACGGGAAUCCCCCCAGAUGCCAAAUAUCCACCUGCACAUUGGUCCGACCUGGCCACUCUCUUAGUGGCAUCGGAGUCUGGGUCGAUAGACAUGCUUGGGUUAGAAGUAGAGAACAGAGGAGACAAGGAACUUCUGAGGAUGCUGCCAGUGAUCAAAGCUUCCCAGACAGCCACACUGUCGUAUCACAACCUGACUGAGAAAUCCUGUGAAUGUCUGGCCUCGGCGCUCACCUCAAAGGUGUCCAAUCUGAAAGCUCUGGACCUGAGUUUCAACACGCUGAAGGACUCAGGAGUGCAGCUKCUGGCGGCCGGCCUGGCCAAGCCACACUGCCGACUGGAGAGACUGAAACUGUCCGGCUGCAGGGUCAAACAGAAUGGCUUUGCAGCUUUGGCCAAAGCUCUCAAAUCCAACCCGUCGCACCUGCGAGAGCUGGAUCUGAGCGGCAAUGAACCGGAAGAAUCGGGGGUGUUUCAUCUUGUUGACGUACUAAAGGUUGUUAAGUGCGAACUGCAGAUCCUGAAGCUCUCAAACUGCAAGCUGGGCCUGGAGCUGAGUCACGCUCUGGCGGUGUUGCUGAUAGACAACCCCAGACACCUGCGAGAGCUGGACGUCAGCAUGAACGAUCUGGGAGACGCGGGGGUGGAGCUGCUUAUGGACAUACUGAAGUCAACCCAGAUAUACAAACUGGAGUUGUACUGUUGUCAGCUCACUGAGAARUGCUGUGAGARCAUGUUUGGAUGUCUGGUGAACAUCCCCAGUCUGAGGGAGCUCAACCUGAGCAACAACAACCUGAAGGACGAGGGGGUCAAGAUACUCUGUAAAGCCUUCGGACUGCCCGYCUGUCAACUGGAGAAACUCAAUCUGGCGAGCUGUGGCUUCACGUCUGGAGGCUCUCCUUGGCUGGCUGGAGGGUUCACUUUCAGCCCCACCUUCCUCAAACAKCUGGAUAUCAGCAGGAACCACCUGGGCCACUCAGAUGUUGUCUCGUUUUUCCUGUUCCUCAAAACAAUACGCUUUUCACUGGAGACCCUACGGUGAGUACUGCGAUGAGACUGUACAAAUGUAGAAGGCCUAACUUCACCGUUGAUAUAUAGUUUUCAAUUGAAGUGGCAUCAACAGGCACAUCAUGUGUGAUUUAGAGGGACAGUAUACUCAAAUCAAAUGACAGACUAAUGUUGUGCGUAUUUGUUGAACACCACCACACACACACACACACA
Salvelinus sp. IW2-2015 is the source of this 3242-nucleotide messenger RNA. RefSeq names its product NLR family CARD domain-containing protein 3-like. Gene Ontology annotation, molecular function: protein binding. The record is from RefSeq and is a predicted model, not a curated record. Lineage: Eukaryota; Metazoa; Chordata; Actinopteri; Salmoniformes; Salmonidae. Gene Ontology annotation, biological process: intracellular signal transduction.